Messenger RNA from Trifolium pratense (red clover), 1656 nucleotides. RefSeq names its product inactive protein RESTRICTED TEV MOVEMENT 2-like. The transcript has 2 exons. Lineage: Eukaryota; Viridiplantae; Streptophyta; Magnoliopsida; Fabales; Fabaceae. Bases 131 to 1429 code for a protein of 432 amino acids. The record is from RefSeq and is a predicted model, not a curated record.
CAACUGUUCAAUAUAAAUAUAGGAAUCAACAAAUCUAAUUUGUUCAAGUUCCAUUAUAGAAUUAAUAUAAUUUAUUGAAACUCAAAGCAAACAAAGAGAGAAACAAUAAUUACAAGAACAACUAUUACAAAUGGUGUCUACCUUGCAAUCAUAUAUCUAUGAAGAUUUGCAUCCAAAAAUUGAAAAACAGGAUACUCCAGAAUCAAAGCUUCUGAUUGUUCACAUUCCCAAUGGUUUUGCAAGAGAAGAUAUUGGUGCUAAAGUUGAGUAUGAUUUUGGAAGGAUCAGAGUUUUUGGUGAAAGAUCAAUUGGAUCAAAUAAAAUGCUACGUUUCAAUGAAAAGUAUCAAGUUCCAUCACAUUGUGAUAUUGGCAAUAUUAAAGGUAAAUUUGAUGGAAAAAUUGUCACUAUUACAAUACCAAAAAUCCCAGGUAAAAUUCCAGAACCUGAACCAGAACCAGAACCAGAACCAGAACCUGAACCAGAACCAGAACCAACCGAAGAAAAUAAUAACGAUGUUGAGGAGGUAAAUAAUCAACAAAACACUUAUGAUCAAGCUCCUAAAUCAAAUGUUAAAAGUAAAGAAGAUCAAACUCCACAAGAAGCUCAAAAUGUGACCGUGCCGCAAAAAGAUCAAGUUACAAAGGUUGAUAACAUGGGAGAGGUUUAUAAUGAGGCUCCAACCUCACAAGAAACCACACACGAGCCGAUAUCUCAAAAGGGUGAAGAUGAAAUUUCCCAUAAAGAGUCUGUAACUCAAAAAGAUCAAGAAGUUUCUCAAAAAGAGUCUAUACCUCACAAGGGUCAAGAAGAAAUUUCUCAAAAGGAAUCUUUACCUCAAAAGGAUCAAGAAGAAAUUUCUCAAAAAUCUCAAGUUACAAAAGUUGAAAGUAAGGAAAAAACUUUUCAUGAGACUUCAACUCAACCAGAAGGCACAUAUGAGUCUAUGCCUCAAAAGGGUGAAGAUCAAGGAACUGUCAAUAAAGCUACAGAUACAAAAGAUGCAAAACUUCAAACAGAAGAAAACACAUCAAAUCCAAAAGAUGAGAAUAAAGAAGAGAAAAAGAUCGCAAAAGAGGAAACUAAGGACUAUCUUAAGAAAACUAUAGAAGAAACCAAGGAAGAAAGUAAAGGAUCUGUCACAGAAGAAACCCUUCCUCCAAAGAAAACAUUCAAAGAGAAGGGAAAGGAAAUGAUCAAUGAUAAAUUUGGUGAUGAUGAGAAAAAGAGUGACAAAAAGGGCAUUCAUGAAUCAACAAGGACAAGAAUCAAAGACAUGGCUUUAUCUACUACUCAAGCUGUAACUAAUUAUGCAAAGAGGUUCAGUGAAGAAGAUAAACAGAAGCUAAUAUAUACUGGUGCAACAAUUCUUGUGGUUGCACUUGGUGUUUAUGCUUCCUAUAAGUAUCGUUCAUCGCGAAGAUCAUAGGAAAUUUGCAUAUCUAUUUCCUUUGACAUGGUUUUUACAGAUAUAUUUCGUUUCAAAAGAUAUUGUAGAAUAAGAAUGUCAAACUCGCUGUCAAAAAAAAAAAAAAGAAUGUCAAACUCUAUUGGUGAAUCAUGAUCAAGUUGAAAUAUUUCUAAGAUUUUCUUUACUACCCUAUGUAUCAUACUUGACAAAUAAAUGCAAUUUGUAUUGAGCAACAAAUACAUUUG